Messenger RNA from Thlaspi arvense, 891 nucleotides. The record is from the annotation of a GenBank genome assembly. Lineage: Eukaryota; Viridiplantae; Streptophyta; Magnoliopsida; Brassicales; Brassicaceae.
CUCUUUGUCUCGCGCACAAUUCUUUUCCAAUCCUAUUAAUUUUAAAUAUAUACACCAUAAGCUAUAAUUUUCUUGUUUUAAUUUCCAGCACCAGCUUACCAUAACAGCCAUGGCCAACGAUGUGACCAAAGAUCCAACACCAAAAUCUGAAGAUAUCGUGGAGGAUAUUUACUUAUGGAGGAGGAAGAAACUGGCUUUUUCUAUACUCUCUAUCUCAACAGCAACAUGGGUUUUGCUCAAUAUAUAUGGUUUCAACUCUAUAACCAUUCUUUCCUGGACAUCCAUCGCCAUCGUCUCUAUGGUCUUCCUCUGGGGAAGUUUACUUCGACUUCUCAGCAAGGUUGAACCGGAACUGUCAGGGUUAGAAGUGUCGGAGGAGUUCGUAACGGAGACGGUGAGAUCAUGUCGGAAGUUAAUGGAAAGAAUGGUUAGGUGGAUGUUCCGAGUCGGUGCCGAGAGUGAAUGGUUUGUUUUCGCAAGAACUGUUUUGGGUUUUUGGGUCUUGUCAAGAAUUGGUAACCUUCUCGAUUUUCAGACCUGUCUCUUCAUCGGUUUGGUGUUAGGCUUAACAUUUCCGAAGUUGUGGGAGAAGAAUGGAGAUCGAAUACAGAAGCUAUUGGCAAAUUUUAAAGAGAGAUCGCAGGGAGCUUAUGAUAAAACUAAUGCGAAGAUCUUGAUGAUGAAGAACAAGUUACAACAUGGUACUGAGGAGAAAGUGAAAAAAACAGAGUAGAUAUUUAUUUUUUUACCUGUCUUUUAAUCUGUAAAAGUAGAUGUGUUUGCAUGUAAACAAAUUUGAGUACAUUACUUGUCUUUCUACUGUUUCCGCCAAUGUAAAAAUGUGAUGUCAAGAACAAGAUAAUCUGAGAUGAUAUUUACCGAUCUUUAAGC